GGUUGCAAUCGAUUAGAACCUUCAAGACGAGAGUGGAGCCGUUUAUCUUAUUUUAUUAUUAUAUAAACCAUCGUCUUCACUCUAAACCCACUAACCUAACUCCUUAAACCUCCAUUUUUGUGCUUACGCCUCCAAUCUUCUUUCAAAUCCGUCUGCGAACCUACGAUCCCUUUUCCGAUGGCUUCGACUUUUGCUGGUGUUACUGCAGUUGGAUCAUUGGCUUCCUCCAGCAAUACAACUUCCUCAAAUAAGUUAUCGUCUUUUGCUUCAAUAUCUUCUACCUCGUUCGGCAGGAGACAAAAUCUUGCUCUCAGACGGCCCCCGCAAUCUUCCCAAAUUAAAGCCGCUGCAAAGGAACUCUACUUUAACAAGGACGGGUCAGCGAUAAAGAAGCUGCAAAUUGGUGUAAACAAACUUGCAGAUCUAGUUGGGGUUACUCUUGGCCCCAAGGGCCGAAAUGUAGUUCUAGAAAGCAAGUAUGGUGCCCCCAAAAUUGUAAAUGACGGUGUUACCGUUGCCAAAGAGGUUGAUUUGGAAGAUCCGGUGGAGAACAUCGGUGCAAAGCUUGUUCGACAAGCGGCUGCCAAGACCAAUGACCUGGCUGGAGACGGAACCACCACAUCGGUGGUCCUUGCACAGGGUCUUAUUACCGAAGGUGUCAAGGUUGUGGCAGCUGGUGCAAAUCCCGUCCUUAUUACUCGAGGUAUCGAGAAGACAACUAAAGCUUUGGUGGCUGAGCUCAAGUCGAUCUCAAAAGAGGUGGAAGAUAGUGAACUAGUUGAUGUGGCUGCAGUUAGUGCCGGGAACAACUAUGAAGUAGGAAACAUGAUAGCCGAAGCGAUGAGUAAAGUGGGACGUAAGGGUGUGGUAACCCUUGAAGAAGGAAAAAGUGCCGAAAACAGUCUUUAUGUCGUUGAAGGCAUGCAGUUUGAUCGCGGUUACAUCUCACCUUACUUUGUGACCGAUAGUGAGAAAAUGACCGCGGAAUAUGAAAACUGCAAGUUACUAUUGGUUGACAAGAAAAUAACAAAUGCAAGAGAUCUUAUUGGUGUGUUGGAAGAUGCUAUCAAGAACGGGUACCCGAUACUAAUAAUUGCCGAAGAUAUCGAACAAGAAGCUUUAGCGACUCUUGUCGUGAACAAGCUUAGAGGUUCGUUAAAGAUAGCUGCACUUAAAGCUCCGGGGUUUGGAGAGAGAAAAAGCCAGUAUCUUGAUGACAUUGCUAUCUUAACCGGAGGAACUGUUAUUAGAGAUGAGGUGGGGAUCACCUUAGACAAGGCCGACAGUUCGGUCUUGGGUCAUGCUGCAAAGGUAGUUCUCUCCAAGGAUUAUACGACAAUAGUUGGUGACGGUAGCACUCAAGAAGCGGUUGAAAAACGCGUGGCACAAAUUAGAAAUCUUAUUGAGAUAGCCGAGCAGGAAUACGAGAAGGAAAAACUUAAUGAGCGAAUCGCAAAGCUCUCGGGUGGUGUUGCUGUCAUUCAGGUUGGAGCACAAACCGAGACAGAGCUGAAGGAGAAGAAACUUAGAGUAGAAGAUGCUCUUAAUGCAACAAAGGCUGCGGUGGAGGAAGGUAUCGUUGUUGGUGGUGGAUGCACUCUGUUGAGGCUUGCGUCUAAAGUUGAUGCUAUUAAGGAGACCCUUGAUAAUGAUGAAGAAAAGGUUGGAGCUGAUAUUGUGAAGAGAGCAUUGAGUUACCCGCUUAAAUUGAUUGCGAAGAAUGCAGGUGUUAACGGAAGUGUUGUUAGUGAAAAGGUUUUGGCGAAUGAUAAUUAUAGAUUUGGGUAUAAUGCUGCAACUGAUAAAUACGAAGAUCUAAUGACAGCUGGAAUCAUCGACCCAACUAAGGUGGUGAGAUGUUGUCUGGAGCAUGCUUCAUCAGUGGCAAAAACAUUCUUGAUGUCGGAUUGUGUGGUUGUAGAGAUUAAGGAACCUGAGCCCGUCACUGUCGGAAACCCCAUGGACAAUUCUGGGUAUGGAUACUAAGACAGUCAACUGAGGAAUAAUAAGAUUGGAUUUUUGGAAGCUACAUGUAGGUGAUCCUGUGGUUUAGAUUAGAUCUCCGGGAUGCGGCUGGGCAUACAUGUAUGAAUUAUGAUGAAGAUUCAUGACUUUUCCCCGAGUAUAAAUGAAAAAAAAAAGAUUUUAUUUAAACGUGUUCAUGUUUAGUAAAGCAAUCGUUUGUUUUAUAAGAUCAUGGUUACUGGUUAUAGGGGUGACAAUAUGCCGAGUUGAAAAGCUUUGGGUUGAACACAAUCCGCGUAUUUAUGCAUGUCAAAACUUUCGACUCUAAUUGGACACACUUAAAAUUAUGUAA
Molecule: messenger RNA, 2317 nt
Organism: Helianthus annuus (common sunflower)
Lineage: Eukaryota; Viridiplantae; Streptophyta; Magnoliopsida; Asterales; Asteraceae
Product: ruBisCO large subunit-binding protein subunit beta, chloroplastic
Exons: 15
Coding region: 178-1986 (602 amino acids)
Biological process (GO): protein refolding
Cellular component (GO): chloroplast stroma; cytosolic ribosome
Molecular function (GO): ATP binding; ATP-dependent protein folding chaperone
Source: RefSeq, a predicted model, not a curated record